AGCUCAACUUCCACAAAGGAUGCAACGGAUGCGAAUUUGGAAGCCCAAUUAAGACAGUCAGAUGAAGAAAAGGAAGCUCUUCAACAGUCUGUCAUCGAACUGAAGGGUACUGUUUCUGAACAAGCUGAAGAGAUGGCCAAUAUGAAGGCUGAAAUGAAGAAAUUGCAAGAGAUGUUCGCAAGUAGUCAAAAUAGACAACAUUAGAACUGCAACACAAGUUGGUGGCUGAAACCAAGGUGAAGCAUAACAAGAGUAGUUCGACCUUGCACGUUGUGGAGUGCAAUGGUAAUUUUGUUUAUAAGAAAGAUAGAAACUACUCUAGCUUAUUUUGUUGAAGCAUUUGAUAUUUUGUGAUAUCAUCAAUUAGAUAGGUACAAUGUGUGAUGAUAUAGGUACAAUGUGACUAAAAUGCUUC
This is a messenger RNA of Linum tenue, 415 nucleotides long. The record is from the annotation of a GenBank genome assembly. Lineage: Eukaryota; Viridiplantae; Streptophyta; Magnoliopsida; Malpighiales; Linaceae.